AUGUGGACGCAGCAGUUUAUGAAGAAUAUCAAAUUUUACCCGCUCCCAUGCGAACUCGAACAUGUCAAUGCCGCUCUUCUGGAAGCAUGCGAUGGUAUGGAUGGAGUCGAAGAUGGCAUCAUCUCCUUGCCAGGUCUGUGCGACUUUGAUCCCGAGGUGCUUAUUGGGCAACAGUAUAAUUGCAACGGAACGAUGAAGACGUUUGCUCCGCAGACCGCUGCUAUCGCCAAGGAGUUCUGGACCGGGCCCAAAGAUCCGAACGGGAGGUACAGCUGGUACGGCUUGACACCUGGCGCGGACUUCUUCACCUUCGAUAAUGCGACGACGGGCAACGGCGGAGCAGGCACAGUCUGUCAGAAUGCGAGCGAGACGUCGUGCAUGGGAAUCGUGGAAGGAUAUGGCGAGCAGUGGACCCGAUACUUUGUUGAAAAGGAUGCAGAGUUUGAUGUGCUUAGGUUGACGGUCGAGGACUUCUUCAACAACAUACACAAAUCCGUGCAAGAGUACGACAGCAUCAUCGGCACUACGGAUCCGGAUCUUUCGGAGUUUCACAAGCGUCGAGGCAAGAUGAUUACCUGGCAUGGUCUGACCGAUCAGCUUAUCCCUCCGAAUGUCACCAAGGAGUACUACGAACGGGUUAUGGAUGUGCUGCCCAAUGUACACGACUUCUAUCGGACGAAAAGAGUUGAUUUCUCUUCAUCCACAGCUGGCUUCAAGUGUUUAAUGGAGUUUGUUCGCCCAGCUGGCUUGAAUGAGCUCCGCUGUAUCGCGAGGGAUGACCUCAAGCUGUACGGCUCUAUCGUCACGCUUGGCACAUAUAUUGGACCUCGAGUCCUGCAGUCCUCGGAUUUUGUCCAGAUUCUGAAACGAUGCGUCACAGAGCAUCCCAUGCUCGGCGUGGUCGUUCACGAUGCGGCUACCGAGCAUCCGAAGCUCUUUCGAGUAGAGUCGCUCGAUUUGAAUGCGCACCUUCAAAUGCUAAGCUCCGCCUCAGCAGAUGAGGAGAGUACACGACGCCUUCUCGAAUCAAUUCACAACGACCCUCUACCUGGAUCAAACGUGCGUCCGCAAUGGCGUAUGGUCGUUCAGCCGAUCGAUCACCCGUCCUCCUGCCGCUUCCGCCUUGCCUUUGCGGCCUCCCACUCUCUUGUCGAUGGCAGAUCGGGCUUCACAUUUCACACCGCUGUUCUGAACGCUUUGGAGGGGCUCAAACAGCUUGGAAUGGACUCGUCGGCGAUUUGUCAGCCUGGUCCGACGACUUUGAUCCCUCCGGCUAUGGAAAAAGCAGGCAUGCUCCCGAUAUCUUGGAAAUUUCUUCUCGGACCGCUGGUUGGAGAGUACUGUCCUGGUUUCGUCGGCCGGCUGCUUGGAUUGCAGUCCAACACAACAGCCGAUGUAUGGUGCGGUGCGCCAUCUCGACCAAACAGAGUCGACUCCGAUCCCGUUACCUCCGUUGCACUCUUCUCAAUCUCGCCGGACAUUGUCGAUCGCGCCCUUGCUAUUUGUCGCAAGCAUGACGCUCGAAUAACAGGCCUGCUUAACCACGUGAUUGCCCGAAGUCUCUGCCGAGCCCUCGACAAGAGACAGCGGCCGUUCACAAAGCUCGUCUGCGAGACUCCCAUUGAUCUCCGCCGGGCUUUAAAGCAGGGCAAAGGGCAGAUUUGCAACUACGUCUCUGCUGUGACGGAGACUGUCGAUGUCAAACGGACAAACGAUCCCAUCGACUGGACAGCAGUACAAAAGAGCACGGAGCUGUUGGAAGAGAGGUCCAAGUCGUUGCAAGACCAACCGACAGGUCUGCUAAAGUACUUGAGCGACUUUCGCGGUUGGACUUUGAACAAGGCAAGCUCGUCGGCGGAGGUCUCGUUCUCCGUAAGCAAUCUCGGGGUGCUCGAUGCGUCUGUUGCAGGCUGGCAAGUCGACUCGAUGGCGUUCUCGCAGUCCGGGAACGGUACAGGCGAGCCUCUGUCGUUCAGUGUGGCAAGUGUGGGACGAGGAGGAAUGACGAUCGCGGUGACCUGGUGGCCGGGGAUGCUGGGGGUUGAAGACGAAGACUGUUUUGUUCGAGAGGUAGGGAGGGGCGUUGAAAAGGAGAUGGAGGCGUUUGCAUAG
Zymoseptoria tritici IPO323 is the source of this 2112-nucleotide messenger RNA. RefSeq lists its product as uncharacterized. Gene Ontology annotation, molecular function: N-acetyltransferase activity. The record is from RefSeq and is a predicted model, not a curated record. NCBI's taxonomy places the organism in Eukaryota, Fungi, Ascomycota, Dothideomycetes, Mycosphaerellales, Mycosphaerellaceae. The coding region runs from base 1 to 2112 and encodes 703 amino acids. The transcript has 3 exons.